Molecule: messenger RNA, 2712 nt
Organism: Pseudovirgaria hyperparasitica
Lineage: Eukaryota; Fungi; Ascomycota; Dothideomycetes; Acrospermales; Acrospermaceae
Exons: 1
Coding region: 1-2712 (903 amino acids)
Source: RefSeq, a predicted model, not a curated record
AUGUUUCCAGCUCGCCGCCGUCCGAACGGUGGCCCAGGAGGUCUUGGCUCUCAAGGGCGCUUCCCAAUUGGAACUCCUACCAGCAGCUCUCCUUUCACCCACUUCAGACUCGUUACUCAAGACGACAAUUACCCUGACAACGAAGACGAUGCUGAGUCGGGUAUACCAGUGUUUAGAUCUCCUUCCUAUCAAGUAUUAGCAGGCAUUGCCGACAGUGCAGACACACAACGCGACAUGGCCAGCAAUCAUACCUCUCCUGCCGCAAACCAGACAUUCGCAGAUAUGGCACGCUCCGCUGCAAGGGCAAAGAACAGAGAGAUGAAGCAAACCGAGACACCUCUGCAGACUGAAGCAGGUCACUCCACCUCGGGCUUCAUCAAGCUUAAAUCCAAACGCGGUCGCAGCCAAUCCAAGAAUUGGGUACCUCUUGCUCUUGAUGACUACACCACGGGUGAUGAUAAUGAUCCCUUCUUUGCCGGCCUCAAGCGUGAUGCAGCGUUUCCCGACAGCAGUGGAGGCUCGUCAUCUGUUUCGUCUCAUCAGGCGCCUGUCACCAACGACAGUGAGCCUACCUUCACUUCAACCUCCAACCUCAACCAUCCUCCUGCACAAAACCCACCCGUUGAUAGCCCACAAAUGUCACUCUCCGCCAUGUCUGAGCCGUUCAUCUCAGCUCGACCAACUCCACAGAUGCAACCUGCUGCAGAUGACGAGAUCACCAGAGUCUUCGGUGAGCGACUUCCUGACUUGAUCUUCUUGUCUCAAUGGGAGGGUACAGUUCACGGCGAGAUCAAAUUCAUCCAGCAUCCCAACCGUGACGUAUCCGCACACCAGUGGGACAUUAUCGCGUAUCAGUGGGUUAGUAUCGGUCAGUUUUCCGCCAACAGGAAAAAGAUUGAAGGUCAGUUGAAGGAUGAGAGAUUGAGAGGUCAGACUGUCAGCUCAAGCAUCCCGCCGAAUACACUCGCCUAUUUCAGAGCUGUCGCGAAGCAACGUGAGGCUGCUGCGUCCAAUCCAUCACCUCGGAACAAUGACAAUGCCAAUGCCUCAGCUAUCUCCCAGACUCAGCGUGUCAACACUGCCAUACCUCAACGCCCCAAGCUCCAAGCAGUGGCUGGUAUGAAUAGCAUGGACCAAUUCGGUUCCUUGUCAACAGUCUCUGGCUCUGCCGUGAAUCUUCCAACACGCUCUAGCUUGGCCACUGGCAGGAGCCUUCCAUAUCGAGAUUUAGCAACCUCCGAGGCACCCUCUAUCGCUUCGCUCAUGUCAGCUUCUACCCUUACUGCUAGAGAUAAUGGAACUCACGGUAUGUCUGAUGAUCCUUUCAUGUCCGACCGAGACAGAACUUCUAGCUGGGGCAGCACUUACCUUCACACUCAAGAAUCUGAGCGUCCAGGAACAAUGGAUCGCGACUACCAAUUCCCGAUUCCUCAGAACCAUCCACAAGACCGUUCUUACAAUCCUCUCAACCACCGCACCCAGGAACAGCCGCUUACCUUCGGUACCCAGACCUAUGGAGACAACCGUGAUGGUUUCGGAAACGUUCCAGGUACUCAAGUGGCAUUGUGGGAUGAGAUACGCAGAAAUGGUCAGAGGAACAACGCGGGCCAGCAUGACACAACGCAGAUCAGAUCCCUGGCAUCUGGAACUGGACUGGACAAGGAGUCGGUCAGAAGACUUUUCCAGUCGUAUGAUAUAGAAGAUGAAGCUGUAGACAUGAGCGCAGCAUAUCGCGGUCGACCUGUCACCACGAUGCAACAAGCACUAGCGGAUGCUUCAUCGGAAUAUCAACCGCAGACCAGAGCAGCAAUCCCCCAGAUUCCUCGCGCGCUUCAACCUCCCCCUGGCCUGAACGUUGGUCGCUCUCGACUUGCGCCGUAUCCAACUCUGCAAGGCGACCCUGAUCCCUUCCAGAACAGGAAGGAGGAAAUUAUCAAUGGUCAGCCAGAUGAGCCACCAAAUCCCCAGGUUCUCAAUACAAUGUCUAUGGGAGGCUGCCGCGACUGUGCAGGGCCCUUUCCAACUCCUCACGCAGAGCACGCAAACAAGAAUGAAGAGUGGUGGGGAUCUGGACGAGUCGAUCAGAACGAUGACUUCGUGCUACCAUCUCUUGCAAAUGCUCGUGCUCGCGAUCCCGCCCAAGCUGAACAAUACGACUAUAUUGGUACACAGGGAAUGCUACGACUCUUCGAGAAUCUCGCAGAAUAUGCCAAAGAAACUGAUACUGGUGAAAGGUCUUACUUCACACGUAAUUGGAGGGUACCGGAGCCUCGUCAUAUGGACACGAGUGAGGAAGGUAGGAAGAGCUAUUUUGCCACGGACCUUGCACUGCGGGCGAAACGCAUUCGGGAGCAGCAGAGAGUGGUAGAGCUGAGAAUGCGCGACGAGCAGAUUCGAGCCGGUGUAGGGCCUCCUUCCCAGAGUCGUUCCACGGAGACGGAAAAUCAAGCUCGACCUAAUGUAGCCUCUUCUUCCCAGGGUCGUUUCACGGAUACGGAGAAUGAGUACUUUAAGAUGAUGAGGGAGAGUCACAACUACCCAAACCUGGCCCAGAUCACUCAGAUCCUGAGAAACAACGAGCUGGCCCAGUCUAGCAAUAGCCAGAGUCAAUCGAGCAACGAACAAAGCUCAUCCAGCAGCAACCAGGGUCUAUCUGAACAACAGCGCAAUCUGUUCAACAAAAGUCACAACGACCUUCAAGGUUGGUUCUGA